This is a messenger RNA of Peromyscus eremicus (cactus mouse), 513 nucleotides long. It is a transcript of the gene Nts, whose product is annotated as neurotensin. NCBI's taxonomy places the organism in Eukaryota, Metazoa, Chordata, Mammalia, Rodentia, Cricetidae. The coding region runs from base 1 to 513 and encodes 170 amino acids. The transcript has 4 exons. Gene Ontology annotation, molecular function: neuropeptide hormone activity. The record is from RefSeq and is a predicted model, not a curated record. Gene Ontology annotation, cellular component: axon terminus; extracellular region.
AUGAUGGCAGGAAUGAACAUCCAGCUGGUGUGCCUGAUGCUUCUGGCUUUCAGCUCCUGGAGCCUGUGCUCAGACUCAGAAGAGGACAUGAGAGCAUUAGAGGCAGACUUACUAACAAACAUACAUGCAUCAAAGAUCAGUAAAGCAAGUCCUCCCUCUUGGAAAAUGACCUUGCUAAAUGUGUGCAGCUUUAUAAAUAACCUGAACAGCCCAGCAGAGGAAGCAGGAGAAACGCACGAAGAUGAUCUCGUUGGAAAAAGGAAACUUCCCCUUGUUCUAGAUGGCUUUAGCUUGGAAGCAAUGCUGACCAUAUUCCAGCUCCAGAAAAUUUGCCACAGCAGGGCUUUUCAACACUGGGAGAUAAUCCAGGAAGAUAUUCUUGAUAAUGGCAAUGGCAAAGAUGAAAAGGAGGAAGUGAUAAAGAGAAAAAUCCCUUACAUUCUGAAAAGGCAGCUGUAUGAGAAUAAACCUAGAAGGCCCUACAUACUCAAGAGGGGAACUUACUACUACUGA